This is a messenger RNA of Culex quinquefasciatus (southern house mosquito), 1625 nucleotides long. It is a transcript of the gene eIF3j, whose product is annotated as eukaryotic translation initiation factor 3 subunit J. The record is from RefSeq and is a predicted model, not a curated record. Gene Ontology annotation, molecular function: translation initiation factor activity. Lineage: Eukaryota; Metazoa; Arthropoda; Insecta; Diptera; Culicidae. Bases 162 to 887 code for a protein of 241 amino acids. Gene Ontology annotation, cellular component: eukaryotic translation initiation factor 3 complex; cytoplasm. The transcript has 6 exons.
GAAGUGCAUGCUUGAAGAAGAAAAGGUUACCACGACGUCUUUUUUCGCCAUCGGUGUGUGUCCGCGCCGCGCGUGUGAUUAUCGAGAAAAUUCCGCGGAUUAACGCGCCCGAUUCGUGGCCAAUUCGUUGCUAAACCGUGCAGCAGAUUCCAGCACCCACGAUGGAAGAGGAUUGGGAGCAACACGGCGAAAAGGAAGAGGUUCCACUUCCGGCCAAGAAACCAGAUGCCAACAAAUGGGACGGCGAGGACGAGGAGGAGGAGGUCAAGGACAGCUGGGAGGAUGAAGACGAGCUAGAGGAAAAGAAAGACGAGGAAAAGGUGGAAACUCCCAAGGCGAAACCGAAGAAAACGUUGCAGCAAAAGAUUGUUGAAAAAGAGAAACAAAAACACGAGGAAGCCGAACGGAGGCGGCUCGAAAAGGAAGCGGAAAACAUGACCCCCGAACAGAAGCUGGCCGAGAAGCUGCGGCUACAGAAGCUGCAGGAAGAGUCCGACCUGAAGAACGCCCUGGACACGUUCGGCGUGACGACGCUGGCCGGCGGAAUCGACGGCAUGACGCCCAACACGAAGGAGGACUUUGUCGAGCUGUCGGACGCCAUCGUCAAGAAGCUGUCCAGCUACAAGAGCGAUCCCGAGUAUGCGGACUUUCUGGAGGAUCUGGUCACGAAACUGUUUGCCGGCUUGCCGUCCAACAACAUUCGGAAAGUGAAAGGAAUUUUAGACAACCUCUAUCUGGAGAAGCAAAAGUUGGAAAAGGGUGACAAGCCCAAGAAGAGUAAAGGUGGUAAAGUUAAGGCCCGGCUAAAGCUCGACGGUGAAAAUCAAAACUUUGAUGAAUACCAACCUAAGUAUGACGACUUUGACGAGUACGACGAUUUUAUGUAACAUUCGUUGUUUGCAAAUGGGUUGAACACCAAACCAGGUCCCGUUCCAAUGAUACAUGCAAGAACUUUGUAAAACCUACACACACACACACAAACAAAACACACAGGAAUUUACUGUUUUACGUAUAACCAAUCAAAAUGCAAAGUACCCCGUGUAGACUGUUGUUAUUAUUGGUAGGUCAUCAUCAUCCGUUCAAUUUGUGCACAUUUUUGCGUCUCCCAAAUGCUUAUUAAUAUUCCUUGAAUUGAUACGCAACGAUUUAUAGUUCUUAGUUAGCAGCCACAGUGUUUUUAUCCAAUUUUCUAGAAAUAUAUAAUUAAUCAGUGAAGUUUGAACAUAAUCCAAUCACCCGCGUCCUGCCUGAUCACCAGCUAAGUUUACCAACGGAAAAAAAGAGCAGCAAUGGAUCAUAAACGGUUUAGUUUUUUUUUUAUUUGUUUAGGUUGAGUUUGGUUAGCAAAAAACGAAAAGAAUGGUGCGAAAUGAAAGUUCGCAACUUAGUAGCGAAAAGAAAAAACAAUUCAAAAAAUAAAUAGAGAAGUCAACAAAUCAAGCGUUACAGAUUACACACAAAAAAAAACAACAUUAAACGACGGCGACGGAAUUUGAGUGCGCGUGUCGUCACCCUGGCGCUCGACAAAGAAAGAGAGAGACGACGACUCAUUAUGGCAUGACGAUAUGCUUGUAAAUAGGAGGUAACAAAUAAAAAGUACUGUUCGUCGCGCUGGAACUAGGCAA